UUGACUUUUGAUCAGUAACAUUCAAUUUUUAAGGUGGUCUAAGUCUUGUUUUUCUUGUUCUAUGUGAAUGUAGUGCUGUCCCUUGGUUAUUUAUUAGUCAUGUUGAUAUGGCCGAACACGCCGCAAAUUUUACCUCCACAUUCGAAAACAAACCCUCCAUAUUCGAAGUCAUAGCCCAAAAAUCCCUACAUGAUACCUUGUACCCUGCAUUCCAGAAAAUCGCCCUAUACCUUUCCACUCAUUCUCCCCAAAAAUUUGGGUUUUUAAAUGUGUACUUCGAGGAAAGUUUCGCUGUACUUAAUGGUGCUUUACAACUAUACUAUCUAAAGUAUUAUGAUUCUUCAUUUUCUGAAAACUUUUAUGGACUGAAAAGGGUUAUGUCUGGGGAAAGCCCAUUAAUGAAACAUCAAAAAGAAUUGUCUUUACUCUUCUUAGUAGUAGUUCCAUAUUUCAAGAGAAAAAUUGAGGAAAGAUUGCAAAUUUAUCGAAUAGAGCAUGCAGAAGGCUACUUGCGAAAGGAUUUCGAAGGCAGAUCAAAAAGAUUUCUCAUUUACUCCCAUUCAGCCUUCGAAGUUAUUUGGGGGUUAAUUACCUUAAACAAUUACCUGCAAUAUAUGGGAAAUAAAACUGAAUUCCAAGAACCUCUCUUAAAGUUGCUAGGGCUAAAACUUGUAUACUCAAAUGAUCAACCUAGUAAAAGUUUUUGGAGCAGUUUGUUCAGUGGAAAAUUAGGGUUCUCAGAUUUAAGUUUUGCUUCAGUGCGAGGUGCGGUCAGUACGAUAUUUGAAACGACAGCAUUUUUCCUGCAGCUACUUCAAACGUGGAAUGCCCAUAAUCCAAAUUAUAAUAUAACAGAUCUUCCAAGAAGUGAAGCUCCAUUAUGUGAUAAUAGAGCAGAAACUUAUGGAGGGAAGUGUCCAAUUUGCCUUCAAAAAUGGUUGAUACCAGCUGCACUUCCAGUUUCAGGGUACAUUUUUUGUUUUAAAUGCAUCUUAAACUACCUUGUAGAACACCAGAAGUGUCCUGUUACAAAAUUAGCGGCAAGGCCAACAGAUGUAGUGAGAUUGUAUGUUGAUUAGAUUUUAAGAUUAAAACAGCAUUCUGUUAAUAAUAAAUCAUUGUAUAUUAAUAUUUAA
Molecule: messenger RNA, 1136 nt
Organism: Anthonomus grandis grandis
Lineage: Eukaryota; Metazoa; Arthropoda; Insecta; Coleoptera; Curculionidae
Gene: Pex12
Product: peroxisome assembly protein 12
Exons: 6
Coding region: 108-1079 (323 amino acids)
Biological process (GO): protein import into peroxisome matrix; protein monoubiquitination
Cellular component (GO): peroxisomal membrane; peroxisomal importomer complex
Molecular function (GO): ubiquitin-protein transferase activity; protein binding; zinc ion binding
Source: RefSeq, a predicted model, not a curated record